Messenger RNA from Fusarium coffeatum, 1647 nucleotides. RefSeq lists its product as uncharacterized. The record is from RefSeq and is a predicted model, not a curated record. Bases 1 to 1647 code for a protein of 548 amino acids. The transcript is spliced from 3 exons. Lineage: Eukaryota; Fungi; Ascomycota; Sordariomycetes; Hypocreales; Nectriaceae.
AUGGAUUACUCCGUGUCUUCUAGCGAUGCCUCGAGCUCGCGAUCUUCCAGAUCAUCCGCUGCUACGAACGAUCCUGUUCUUCGAAACACGCUGCGUUACACCAUAUCAGCUCACGAAUAUGCUGCUCUUCAUAAAUACGUUAUCUCGCGCUCGCGCGUGCUUCGAAAAUCAACGCCUACACCGAAUCGCGUGGAGAAAGCCCUGAAGCCUCCGAAGGGAGGCGAUGAUUAUAAUGCUAGGACGAUUCGCCAUGCGCUGCGGGUGUUUGUGAUGACGUUUUUGGGUAUGAAGGGAUGGGACGCUGUCGCGAAGAGAAUGGGCAAGGAGGAAGCCAACACAAGUGGGAAAAAGAAGCCCUUCUACAAGUCUCCAGCCCUGAGAUUAUCUAUCUCUCUAUCUACCAUUCUUCUCCUUUACAGAAUCCUUUUCCGCUUCUUUACUCGACUGCGCGUGCAUCUGCUCGACCCCCAAGUCGAGCCAUUCCGCUCGCGCAACCCUCGAACUGCAGCGAUGCUGACAUCGCCUUCUGCGCCCGCCAUCGGUGCCUCAUUCGCCGGUCUUGCUCUAGGUAUUUACCCAGCCCAGAAGAUGCGAGUGACCAUCGCCAUUUACACCAUCUUCCGUGCUUUGGAGUUUGGCUGGAACUUCUGUGAGGCUGAUGGUCUUAUCUGGGGCAAGAAGAAUGGUCUCAAGAGGGAGAGACCUUGGUGGUUUGGAAGCUGGAUGCUGCAGCCUUUUGCUUUUGGACAGCUUCUUCACGCGGCUGUCUUUGACCGGGACUGUUUCCCUAAGAUUGGAGACUUGUUCUUCAACAGCUCAUCGGCUUAUCUGCACCCACGACCUCAGGAUUGGCCGCAAGGUCUUAAGUGGCCUCAGACUUCUGAGAUUGUUGAUAGCUUGGCUCAAAUGGCACGCCUCAACUGGCCUGCCUACGUCUCACCGACUUUGUUCCCUGGAAAGGAGGUUCUUCCUCCCAGCAUCAGUGUUAUUGGACCUUUGACAUCUCGAGCUCACCCACUCAUCACAUCGCUUUCAUGCGCAACUCUGCACCCUGGCGACCCAUCGUGCGCCCGAACUUAUCUGACUUUCUGGCUUCAAUCAUUCCCACCAUUUGCUCGAUUCUUCGUCGCGGUCUUCUCAGCUCUCACCGUCAUUCCCAAGUUCUCCAGCCUCUACCACAGCCCCUUGGCGACUCUGCAGCAGAUCGUCACCAAGGCUCUCCGCAUGUCCACUUUCGCAACCGGUGCCCUCUCCACAGCCUGGGCUUCGCUCUGCUUCUUCCAGCAAUGGCUACCCCGCCACGUUCUAGCAACCCAGCGCGUCUUCCUCGGCGGUUUCUUCGCUGGUCUCUGGGCCUUUAUCGAGCGAAAGAACGGUCGCGGAAUGUUCCUGUACAGCGCCCGCACUAGCGUCGACAGCCUCUGGAAGGUUGGUGUCAAGCGACGCUGGUGGAAGAGCAUGAAGGGUGGAGACGUCUGGGUCUUUAUGCUGGCUCUUAUGGUCACUGGUGUUGUCUACGAGAAGGAUGCGCAGGCAAUCCGCGAGACGAACUGGCGAAAGGGUGUUAGCUGGCUUCAGGGUCAGGGCUUCAAGGAUUGGGGUGCUGAAGAGGAUGAGGAGGAUGAGGAUAGGGAUAAGCAGGAGUAA